AACGUAGCUAAGUUACGUUACGGUCUCGCAGCGGCCGGUGUGAAUUGUAACUCGGGGACGGUUAAUGUGCAACUGUUCAGUCCAACGUGUUCGCCUUUCUGUGGACGCUGGCUGGUUCUCACUCCACUGGUACCACGUUGUGCUGCUGUCAGAAGUUUAGACCCGAUUAUUUAAUAGUUACAGUUUUAUAUUGGUUGUAAACUGUCCAGGAGUCGUGUUAAUCACAAUACAACGCAGAUACCGCCAGCAGACUGCAGUGUAAAGGCUUUAUUCUGUGGUGUCUCUGUAUGCUGCUGUUGAGGCGCUGCAGUUUGGUUUUGUUUGUUGUGUAUAUAUUUAAGUUUUCUUAUGUUUCACGGGUUCAGAAAUGGCAAAAGUUCAACCCCCGCAGGCGAAGGUGGGUAAAAGCACCGUGAAGAGGAUCAACGCCGCACCGUCCUCCCAGAAGCCCAAAAAGACCUACUGUAUUUUGUGUCGCAAGUUAUAUUUGACACAUGAAGCACAGGAGCAUAUGCAUGGUAUGCUGCAUCACAGAGAGCUGGAGACAGUGCUGGGCAAGAAUUCCUUUCAUGAAUGCCAGGCGUGUAAGGAGUCCUCCAUGGGUUUAAAGGAGUAUGCUGAGCACAUCUCCACUGCUCAACACAAAGCCAAGUUGAAGAGCUUGAUGUCUAAAAAUGUGAAGCCCCUCCCUCUGUUGAAGACUCUGGGCCAGGAGACCAUGAGCCAGAUCCUGGAGAGAAACAAGACACUGAAGAAAAAGGAGAAGAAAGCAACGAAAAAGAAAAGAAAGCAGCUAAAGCAGCUAGCUGGUCAGAAGCGUGCAGAAAUGCUACAGGGAGCCUCCAGAAAGAACACGGUGGUGUCCAAAGUUGUGAAGCUGGAAAAGUCCAAACAGGUGAACAUGAAGAGACUGAAACAGGUGCAGAAAAUCCACCAGGAAGGAAACAACAACGCUGUUGUUCAAAACAAAGAGAAUAAAGUGUCAAGUCAGCAAAGACCUCCCCACCAAAGAGAAACAGCUCUGCAGAAUCAAAGUGGAAGAUCAGCUGCCGGCUGGACCUGGCAGCACCCUCAUGUUCAGGACCGGUUCACCCAAUCAACUCCGCAGCUGAGGUAUGAUGACAUCAAAAACGAGAGUUCCCAAGCAGACAGGCUAAUAGGAAGACCACACAACAGCCAACAAUGUGCCACUAACAUGCCAGACAAACAAAUAUCAUGGCCCGCCAUCAGUCAGCAUGAGCGUUACAACAAGCAGUACGAUAAUGUAACAGACUUCACCAGCGAUCGCCUCCCUGAGGACGGAGCCAUCAUCUUCGAUCACGGCCAGAAUGAGAGUUCGGGACAAGAAGGCUCACAUUGUUCGACUCAAGGUUCAGCAAACAGAUCCGCCAACGCAGCUCCCAUACGGGACGUCGAUGUCAGCGCGAUGCUGCGGCAAAUCAGAAGAGCGCUGGGUGUGAGGGAGCCGUGCAGAGCGGACCGCGAGGCCCGAAAGCAGAGCAGUGAGGCAGGGGUGCGGCCGUCUGAUCAAGCUGGAACCGUGAAAGAGCAGUUCAGAAACUACACCAAUGAGGCUGCACUUCACAUCACCUCUGCUGCGACUUCAUCUGUGCAGUCAACACCGAUUAGCUCUCCUGCUCCUGCAUCCUAUUCUGGUGUUGGUCUCUCCAGUAUCGCCCCGACUGAGCCAAAACAGACACAAGGAACGACUCAGUAUUGUGAGAGGAGCCCGGUGGUUGCAAGUGACUCAAAUGGACUAUCAUGGAGCAGCAUGGAGAGAGAGUCUCAGGGGACCCUCGACAGGACGGCAUCGUCUGAGCCCAACCCGAACAUCGCCCGCAGGGUUCGAAUUGCCCACAAAUCAAGCAAAGUUCAGGGGGAGAAAGACAGUGGGUUUAAAUCAUCUGUGAAUAAGCUGUUCAACUUAUCAGGGGCCAAAAGUAAGUUGAGCUGGAAGGAGAUGAACCAGGAGAUGAGGAGGAAGAAGCAGGAGCGGAUCAAAGGCAUGCCCAGGUUUGGAAUAGAGUUUGUGAACCAAGAAAGCUCAACACAAGCAGAGGACUUGCCGCUGUCAGAAGGCUUCCACUGGGAGUCGCUCCCAGACAGUCCUGCAGGCGGAAACUGGACUGGACUACCUCCUCCACCCCAGCACACAGCAGACCAUGGCUCUCACACAGGAACACAGUCAGACUCUCAGAUGCAGCAGCCUUUACAGCAGCCUGGUGCAGCACAGGAAGGUUGCAGCGGUCAGACGGUCAAAGUGGUCUCUGUGAAGGUGGAACCAAACGUGGAGGAGGAGAACGAAGAUUUGAGAGGCCACAGUAGUGCCAACAAGAGGACACACAGAGUGGUGACGAAUGAUGGCAUUUCCGAUCCAGAGCCGAGGGGUAAAAAGAAGAAAACAAAGUCGAACAAGGAUCAGGACCAAAUGGACCAGCUGUUGGCUGUGUCUCUGAGGGAGGAGGAGCUGAGCCACUCGUUACAAGCUUUGGACAAGUCUCUGGUCCAGGCCCGCAACACCCUGCAAGCUGCCUACACAGAAGUCCAAAGACUCCUUCUAUUGAGACAGCAGUGUACUGCUGAAGUCAACAGUCUGAGAGCCCAGCGCAUUGAGAUCCUGCAGGGGAUGCAAGGAGGAUACUCAGGAGCAUCUAAUACGGGGGCUGCUGCUGCUGUGCCCCCAAGACUCUCUCCCCUUCCUUCCUCUAGUGCCUUCCCCAUCGCCUCCAGCACACCUCCCAUAAACCCAGCAUCUUUCAUCAGCCAACCUCAUCCAACCCCACUUGUCCUGACAACCAUGCCAGUAAAGCGAGAAAUUUGUCAACCAGCUACAGUCUCCUGUAACCCUGAUACACCGCCGGUACCUGUGAACCAACCUGUGUGCCUGUUUCCCUCUGAUUUGCUCCCUUCGCUGCUGGUUACAUCACCAGGCUUAGCAGCGCCGUCAACUGCUGUUACCUCUCUCAAAACAGAGUGCUCUACGUCAGGAAACAUUUCUCCUGAAUCCUCUGCCAGGCAGCAGGAGCAAGUCACGAGGGAGGGGUUAAAGGACUGUUUAAAGACAGUGAGGUUAGCGAGAGAGGAAGCACAGUCUGUCGACAGUGAUUCUGAGGAGGAGACGGGAGGAGCUCUCGAGACUCCGGCAGGGCAGCCCGUCGCCUCUUUUGUCCCUGAAAGAGAUCACAGUGCUUCUGCUGCUGCAUCACUGGACGACGAUGGUGGGAACGAGAGCGACGACUCCGUUGAAAUGAUGGAACCCUCCAACCUGGUGGUCAUUGAUAUCGAUGAAUCAGACAAUGAGGGGACCAUCUCAAAUGUCCACGUCCACAAAGAGCCCUCUCAGAAGUCUGUCAGUGUGGACUUCAGCUCUGCAACCACACAGACGUUUCAGCAAAAUGCGGAUGAGAGAAAAGUUCAGCCUACAGUGAAAGAUACCUGUCCUCCUCCAGAGGGUGUCGAGGAUGACGAGCCAUCUGUGGGAGCGUUUUUAAAUCACACAGGUCCCGUCCACGGCCUCCAAAUUCAUGAGGGCCUAUUGUACACGUGUUCAGGGGACAACACAGCACGGGUCUACAGUCUGAUGACCAGGGAGUGCCUAGCAGUGUUCAGUGGUCACACAAACAAAAUCAACUGUCUGCUGGUGUCGUCCCUCCCAAAUAUGCUGGCACGCCUCUACACCGGGUCCAGUGACCAGACUAUCCGCUGUUACAGCAUAAAGUCUAAGAAGUGUCUGGAGCAGAUCUCUCUGUCAGACAGGGUGCUGUGUUUGCACAUUGGCUGGAAUAUUCUGUUUGCUGGACUCGCCAAUGGCUCUGUGGCCAGCUAUGACUUAAAGACCCUGAAGCAGUUAGAUGUGUUCGAGUGCCAUGGCCCUCGGGGUGUCAGCUGCCUGGGUACAGCACAGGAGGGCGCCCGCCGGGUGCUGCUGGUCGGCUCCUACGACAGCACCAUCAGUGUACGAGACGCCAAGAGCGGCCUGCUGCUGCGCUCGCUGGAGGGUCACACCAAAACUGUUCUCUGUAUGAAGGUGGUAAACGACCUGGUAUUCAGUGGCUCCAGUGACACAUCUGUUCACGCCCACAACAUCCAUACGGGUGAGUUGGUUCGUAUCUACAAGGGUCACGGUCAUGCCGUCACAUCAAUAGUCAUCUUGGGCAAAGUGAUGGUAACGGCCUGUCUGGAUAAACUGGUCCGAGUUUAUGAGCUACAGUCCCAUGACCGCCUGCAGGUGUACGGGGGUCACAGUGACAUGGUGAUGUGCAUGGCCAUACAUAAGAGUGUGAUCUAUACAGGCUGUUACGAUGGCAGCGUUCAAGCUGUAAAGCUCAACUUGAUGAAGAACUACCGCUGCUGGUGGCAGAACUGCUCUCUGAUCUUCGGCAUCGCGGAUCAUCUCGAGCAGCACCUCGUUCGAGAUCACAGCAACCCGAAUCUGGAGAUGGUCAAAUGCCGCUGGAGAGGCUGCAACACUUUCUUUGCCACGCAGCAGUCGGUUAGGCAGGAGCUGCCUGAACACAUGCAGAGCCACGCGGAGAACGACAGUAAAGUGCAGCGGUGAAGUGACGCAGCGAUUGAGGAGUUUCAUCCAUUACAACACAUCAACUGACUUUUCUUUUUUGUUGUUUCGAAGUUCUUUUCAGGAUAUUUGGUUUUAUUUUCCAGUUUUUGAGGUGCCAAUCACAUCUCUUUGGUCUUUGGUGCACACUGUAUGACUGGCCACUUGUUAUUGAUCCCUGAAGCUGUUUCAUAAAAGUAUUGUUGACGUUCAGUCUCACUCAAACACUCAAUCAGUCUUUUUGUUAAAAUACUUUUAACCCUUCAUCAAUUAUUUGCUGUUUAAGUUAUCAGUAAUUAAGCUAUAUUUGACGAGUAAAAUGACUCUUUUAUUCGUCAACACGUUUUUACUUAACGCGGCGAAUAUGUGACGCAGCUUUAAACAACAUGCAAUAUAUUAUACAGUCAGCCUGCCCAAAAAUGUCAUAGUAUAUGUGAAACUAAUUUAUAUAACUUUUUACAACUAUACUGCACUGGCAUAAACACCUCAGAAUAGCUUUUGCGGAGCAGCUUAUACUGUGAACUGCCUUCAAAAUCCUGUUUAGAUAUUGUACCGCCGAUUGGCUCUGAAGCGGAGGUAACAUGUUGUAAUGUUGGCUGAAGGAACAGUAAAGCAGAGACGCCACAGUGUCUGAACCUGAAGAACAUUAAUUUAGUUAUACAUCAACUGUCAACACCCAGUUUGUCCAUCUGCACAGUUAAGAGUUAUUAAAAAAAUAAUACUCCACCAAUUUAACGUUGUACUCCGGUAAUGUUGUCUGACCCGUGUAAAAAAAAUAAAUAAAAAAUUCAUUCAUUCAUUACCCACAAUGCAACUCAACCGCAGACAGUUGGGUCACAGAAGUUAUGCCAGUAGCGGUAAAUUUAGCCUCGAGCUGCAAGCUUCAGGCAAGAGAUGAGCAGCAACUACAGAGGUCUGGUAAGCUCACUUCUUUGUAAUCGACUGAUGUGUAAAAAUGGUGGAGCUCCCCUUUAAAGAUGACGUACAACCCCCCCCCUCAAUAGGCUAAUAUUUAGCAACCUGUACUUUCUGUAUAAAUAAUAACAUUUGUACCUCUUAUCUGCCUGCUUUCAAGCCAGAUGUCCUUUUGUGAUUUGGAUUAUAUUCCAGAUUUUAGGUUUUUCACCAUUCACUGAUACAACAGCGUGGAGACGGAGUAUCUUUAAUUACUUCCUGACUCAGACUGUUGUGUCCUGUCACACUUGAGUAUUUUGAGAGAAAUUAUUGCUUUUGUUGUGACUGAGCAAUCUGGUUAUUAAAAAAAAGAAAAAAGGUUUUUCAUCGUCAUUUUUAACUUGUACAUUGAACAUUUGCCAGAUAAUUAUUCUAGGCAAUGCUCUGGUCCCUUAUAUCACUUUAUACGACACAUUUAAAAAACUCAUCUCUCCUUUUGGGUAAUGGAAGAAAGUGACAGUUGUCAGAUCAACCCGAGAGUAACUUAUAAGACUGCUGCCUUAAUUUUUUGUAUAUUAUACUGUACAUUGUGUAUUGGAUGUUUAAUACCUACUGUAUGUGUACAGCAAUAAAAAGACAAACACACUU
Dicentrarchus labrax (European seabass) is the source of this 6097-nucleotide messenger RNA. It is a transcript of the gene znf106b, whose product is annotated as zinc finger protein 106b. The transcript is spliced from 20 exons. The record is from RefSeq and is a predicted model, not a curated record. Gene Ontology annotation, cellular component: membrane; cytosol. Bases 368 to 4558 code for a protein of 1396 amino acids. NCBI's taxonomy places the organism in Eukaryota, Metazoa, Chordata, Actinopteri, Moronidae. Gene Ontology annotation, molecular function: RNA binding; SH3 domain binding.